Messenger RNA from Trichophyton rubrum CBS 118892, 1569 nucleotides. RefSeq lists its product as uncharacterized. Gene Ontology annotation, molecular function: transmembrane transporter activity. NCBI's taxonomy places the organism in Eukaryota, Fungi, Ascomycota, Eurotiomycetes, Onygenales, Arthrodermataceae. The transcript has 2 exons. Bases 1 to 1569 code for a protein of 522 amino acids. Gene Ontology annotation, biological process: transmembrane transport. The record is from RefSeq and is a predicted model, not a curated record.
AUGGGGGAACCAGAGAAACGUUCUAUCGAUGAGGAGAGCACUGGCACCGAGGAGAAGGUUGUCGUGCAAGAUGACUCCCAGUACCCGUCAGCAAAGAAAGUUAUCCCCAUCAUGAUAGCACUUUACUUAGUUGUGUUCCUUAUCGCUCUGGACCGAACUAUUAUCGCUACCGCUAUCCCGAAGAUCACAGAUCAGUUCCAUUCCAUUCAAGAUAUUGGCUGGUAUGGUAGCAGCUAUUUACUCACUGGAUGCUCCUUCAUGCUACUCUUUGGCAAAUUUUACCAGCUUUACUCCCCCAAAUGGGUCUACCUCAUUGCGAUCGUGAUCUUUGAGGUCGGCUCAGCAGUGUGCGGCGCAGCUCCUAACUCAACAGCCUUUAUCAUUGGCCGAGCUAUUGCCGGGCUUGGUUCGGCUGGUGCCUUCUCAGGGACUGUAAUCAUCAUCGUCCAUAGUGUUCCCUUGCGCAAGCGGCCGAUGUACACUGGUUUGAUGGGCGGUAUGUUUGGUAUUGCUUCCGUUGCUGGCCCUUUACUUGGUGGCUUGUUUACCGACAAAGUCACUUGGAGAUGGUGUUUUUACAUCAAUCUUCCCAUUGGAGCCGUUACCUUGGUCAUCGUUACUUUCCUCCUCCGCAUCAACAUCCCUCGAAAGAGCACAGCAAGCUUGACGCUGUACCAACAAUUCCUCAAAUUGGACCCCUUAGGCACUCUUUGCUUCAUGCCGAGCGUUAUUUGCCUUCUCCUUGCCCUCCAGUGGGGAGGCACAACAUACCCUUGGUCAAGUGGGAGAAUCAUUGCGCUGUUUGUCGUUUUUGGCAUCCUUCUCAUUGCCUUUAUCGCCGUCCAGAUCUGGCGCAAGGAGGAAGCAACCGUCCCACCCCGCAUAUUCGUCCAGCGCAGUGUUCUUUCCGCCUUCUGGUUCACAAUUUGUCUUGGCUCCUCGAUGAUGACGAUCAUUUACUACCUCCCGCUCUGGUUCCAAGCUAUCAAAGGUGUUAGCGCUGUCAAAUCUGGCAUUAUGAACCUCCCCAUGAUCUUAUCCCUAGUCAUUGGAGUGAUUAUGAGCGGAGGGUUAGUCACGGCAAUUGGAUACUACGCCCCCUUUAUGAUCGGCUGUUGCGUCCUUUCAUCCGUGGGUGCCGGCCUCUUAACCACCUUCCAAACCGACACUGGCCACGCAAAAUGGAUUGGUUACCAGGUUAUCUACGGCAUAGGGUUGGGAAUGGGUAUGCAACAGGGCUCUGUCGCAUGCCAGACAGUCCUGUCCAAGGUCGACGUUCCAAUAGGCUCCUCUUUGAUUUUCUUUGCUCAACAGCUCGGCGGAACGAUCUUUAUUUCAGUCGCUCAAAACAUCUUCACAAAUAAACUUACCUCCGGGCUCCAGCAUAUCCCCAGCCUCGAUGCAGCCAACCUUGCUCAGGUUGGCGCUACCACUAUCCGUGAUCUCGUUAAAGAUCCAAACACUCUCAGGCUGGUAUUGGAAGUGUAUAACGACUCAGUGGUCAAAACUUACUACAUUGCCCUGGCAAUGUCCUGCGUUGCCAUUCUUGGUGCGCUCACUAUUGAGUGA